CAUACAAGCAAGCAGCCAAGCAACGAGGAGAGAAAGGAUCACAGGGCAGGGGAUAGGGAGGGAGAAGCAGAGCACGCGCAAGCGAGAGGGAGGCGGAGAUAGAGUGAGAGAGAAUGCAGGAGCAGGCGGCGAGCUCGCUGCCUUCCAGCAGCGAGAGGUCGUCCAGCUCCGCGCAUCACAUGGACAUGGAGAUGGAGGUCAAGGAAGGGAUGGAGAGUGAUGAGGAGAUAAGGAGGGUGCCGGAGCUGGGCCUGGAGCUGCCGGGCGGUACUUCCACGUCUGGCAGGGAGGCCGGCCCCGGAGGCCCCGAGCGCGGCCAGUCGUCCACGGCGCAGGCCAGCGCGCGCCGCCGCGUACGUAGCCCCGCGGACAAGGAGCACAAGCGCCUCAAAAGAUUACUGAGGAACCGGGUUUCAGCCCAGCAGGCGAGAGAGAGGAAGAAGGCUUAUUUGACUGAUCUGGAGGUGAAGGUGAACGACCUGGAGAAGAAGAACUCCGAGAUGGAAGAGAGGUUCACCACCCUCCAGAAUGAGAACCAGAUGCUCCGACAGAUACUGAAGAAUACAACUGUAAGCAGAAGAGGUCCAGGUAGCACUGCCAGUGGAGAGGGCCAAUAGCACAGAAGAUGACAGGAAAAUAGUAAUGCUUUAUGCUAAAAAAUAUGCUUAUGUUAAAUCGAUUUGUUCAGGGUGUUUUCUGGCCAAAGAAGAACCCCAAAAACUGGGGUGAAGAAUAUGUGCAGACGGUUAUAGUAUCUCACUGUAUUAGUACUAUCUGAUGUGCAGACGGUUCAGAAAAAAAAUUUGUGUAAUGGUUUAAAAUUUAAAAUGUAGCACAUAUAAAUUUGGGGUAUUUAGCAUGUUUUACA
Phragmites australis (common reed) is the source of this 868-nucleotide messenger RNA. Its product is annotated as transcription factor HY5-like. The record is from RefSeq and is a predicted model, not a curated record. NCBI's taxonomy places the organism in Eukaryota, Viridiplantae, Streptophyta, Magnoliopsida, Poales, Poaceae. Gene Ontology annotation, cellular component: nucleus. The transcript has 4 exons. Bases 114 to 617 code for a protein of 167 amino acids. Gene Ontology annotation, molecular function: DNA-binding transcription factor activity, RNA polymerase II-specific. Gene Ontology annotation, biological process: red or far-red light signaling pathway; response to red light; response to far red light.